CUCGUCACAAUGGGAGCCAGAACACUCUAAGGGGGAGACAAAGGGAGGAAUAGGAAGAAUAAAACAGAGGAAAGCAGAAGACAAAAGAGGGAAGAUCUCCCCCCAACAAACCACGAGGCAGAUCUGAGAGAAGGGUUGGGUGCUGCAUGCCCCCCCAUAACUCCCCCCUCCCACUCAGACAUUAGGUUUUUUUUCUGCAUCACUGACUGGAGUAUAAUGCAUUCCUCGUGGAGUUCUGGAGGCGUGGGGGUGAGACCCAGGGUGAGACCUGGGGUCUCUCUCCCCAGGACUGGAGCCCUGCUGCUGGUGCUGAUGCUGGUGGGAGAGCUCUCUGCGGGGGAGGUGGCCGUGCUGGUGGAGGGGGGGGUGCAGCUGGAGGCGUCCAUGACUUCCUCCCUGCUGCACGACUUCCAGCAGGAGACCCAGCACACCACCGCCUUCCCAGACUCCUCAGCAGCGGUGGGGCGGGUCUUCAGCAUGACGCUGCCGAACCACAUAGAGGACGUCUACCUGGGGGAUGUCGUCAAGAUCGCAGAGAUGGGGAAGGACUCCCUCCCCAACUGGCUGCACUGGGACUCCAGCAGCAGACUCCUGCAGGGUCUACCUCUGGAGGAGGAGAAAGGUGUCCAUUAUAUCUCCGUCUCCAUCUCAAACCACACCAAAUCCUCCUUUUCCGCUGAGGUGUUUUCCAUCGAGGUGCACCCUGAAGACCAUCUGGAUGCAGAUUCGGCUCAGCUGGCCUCCAACCAGGCUUCCACUGAGGACGUGCAGCCGUUCAUGUGUAGCAAUGAGGAGCCAGUGACGGUGCUGACGGUGAUCCUGGAUGCUGAUCUGACCAAGAUGAGCUCUGUACAGAGGGUGGAGCUGCUGGACGACAUGAGGAGCUUCUCCGGGGUCGGGCUGCAGCAGAUGAAGAUCCUGCCUGUGGUCAACAACCGGCUGUUCGACAUGUCCGCCUUCAUGGCUGGGCCCGGGAACGCCAAAAAGGUGGUGGAGAAUGGCGCCCUGCUUUCCUGGAAGCUAGGCUGCUCACUGGACCAGAGCUCAGUCCCAAAUAUCAACAGCGUCCAGGGUCCGGCGAAGGAGGGCACUAUGUCGGCCAGGCUGGGCUAUCCGGUGGUGGGGUGGCACAUCGCCAACAAGAAGCCCCACGUCCCUAAACGGGUGAGGCGCCAGCUAAACAACACCCCAACCCCUGUUCUGGUGGUGCUUCCUCCGACCACGCUGGUGGAGCCUCCGGUGAGGAUCAUCCCAACCCUCUCUUCGCCCUCUAUUGCUGCCCCAACCGAAAGCUCCACCCCCCCUGUAAGAGGCCCUGUCCCCCUACCAGGCAAGCCUACCAUUAAAGUCCUUCAAUCCAUCGCCCAUACACCAACACUGUUACCCCCUCAACCAACAAGGGUUAUGGAGACUACCAGCUCCCUCUCUAUACAGCCCACCAUGACCAGGCCUACGUACGUGGAGGCGACUCCUACCCAUCCCACACCUACGAGAAGAACCACCAAGAAACCCAAGAAAAUCAAAACCUCACCCGUGCCCAGGGAGCCAAAGACCACCACAGCGAAGCCUUCGAGGCGCACCACACCCUCCCCCGGAGUCCUUAUCCAAGAGCCAACCAACGAGAAGCCCGUCCUGCGCAACCCCAUCGACCAGGUAAACGCUUUGGUGGGAACCUACUUCGAGGUCAAGAUCCCGUCGGAUACAUUCUUUGACAAAGAGGACGGGACAACUGACAAGCUGCGUUUAACUCUGAGACAGAACCACAAUGAGGUGGUUGGAGAGACCUCUUGGAUCCAGUUCAACACCACCAGCCAACUCCUGUACGGUCUGCCAGAUGCCCAGCAUGUGGGAAAACACGAGUAUUUCAUGCAGGCAACGGACAAAGGUGGCCUGAAUGCUAUUGAUGCGUUUGAGGUUCGCGUGAACCGCUGGCCCGUCAACGAUAAAUCCCCUGUGAUCUUCACGGCCCGUUUCGAAGGUGAGCCCAGUUCAAUAAUAAACGACAUCCACAAGAAGAUCCUCCUGGUCAAGAAGCUGGCCAAUGCAUUGGGAGACCGCAACAGCAGCACAGUCAGUCUCCGAAACAUCACCAAAGGGUCCAUCGUGGUGGAGUGGACCAACACCAGCCUCCCGCUGAACCCCUGUCCAAAGGAGCAGAUAGCCAUCCUGAGCAGGGCGCUGGCCAGUGCUGACGGGAAACCUUCCGAAAUGCUCAACAGAUCAAUGAAUCCUGAGUUCAGACCUCUAGAUGUCCAGGUGAAGGGACGGGCGAGUUGCAGGACUUUCACCUUCAUCCCACCCGGAGAGAUCAAUAUCCCAGAACCUCCAGCGGUCACUCCGGCUCUGGGAACAGGUCGGCAGAGCACCGAUGACGUGUAUCUGCAUACCGUCAUCCCCGCUGUGGUGGUGGCAGCCAUCCUGUUGAUCGCAGGCAUCAUUGCCAUGAUCUGCUACAGGAAGAAGAGGAAGGGCAAGCUGACCAUCGAGGAUCAGGCCACCUUCAUCAAGAAAGGCGUGCCCAUCAUCUUCGCUGAUGAACUCGAUGACUCUAAACCUCCUCCCUCUUCCAGUAUGCCCCUGAUACUGCAGGAAGAGAAACCCCCUCUGCCCCCCCCGGAGUACCCCAACAUGGCCACGCCAGAGACCACCCCACUGAACCAGGAGCUGCUGGGGGAGUACACCGCCCUGCGGGACGAGGACCCCAACGCACCUCCCUACCAGCCACCACCUCCCUUCACCACUCCCAUGGAUGGCAAGGGCUCCCGUCCCAAGAACAUGACCCCCUACAGAUCUCCACCCCCCUACGUACCCCCUUAAGAGUUGUUCCACCCUCCCCCUGCUGGGUGGAGGGAGAGGACACCUGAGGAACUGUGACGGUUUCUAUUUUGGUGUUUGUCUGUCUGGACUUUUACAGGGAGAGAUGACAAGAGGUGCUAAAGUACAAAACAGCUACAGGGGAGUUUGGUUUGGGAGGGGGGGUCAUGAGGUGGGUGGGGUUUAACAGUAGAAGAUGGGAUUGGUUGAAUCAGCUGGGAAGGACUACUGAUGCAGUGGUAGACCAGCUACUACAGUGGCCUAAAGACAAACAAAUUCUCGACCCGUCGUCUUCGGGACUGACUCUUCGGUCAGGAGCGGCGAUUGGGAGCGGUGCUCUCCCAUCCCAGCAUUAAUUUAGUUGUUUUUAAAUACCGGAUUUUAUUCAGUUUCAUUACCCUGAGGUUAUUAUCUUUUCUUCUGGACUGAAGUGUUUGCUAACAAGUCUUCUCUGUCUUGCUGUUUAAUAAUAUGAGAAGACAGGAAUCUGCCAUCAGUCCUGCAGGCAUCAACCCGGGUUUUUAAUAUCUGAAUAACAAAAUCACACGGAUCUCACAACAGCCUGCAGACCACACGUGAGUGAGUGAGUGAGUGAGUGAGUGAGUGAGUGAGUGAGUGAGUGAGUGAGUGUGUGAGUGUGUGAGUGAGUGAGUGAGUGAGUGAGUGAGUGAGUGAGUGAGUGAGUGAGUGAGUGAGUGAGUGAGUGAGUGAGUGAGUGAGUGAGUGAGUGAGGAUUCAGAUUCAAUACGGUUUGCCUUUUAACAGUAGGUGUCUGUUUCUAUCCUUAUUCACAAGGUCUACAGAGGAGAAUAACAAGGUAGCCUAAAAACAAUUUAGAGAUUAGUAAUGAAUAAUUUGUUUGUUUAUUGGUUUCAAAUUCACUGUAUAUCUGGAAGAUAGAUUGUGUUCUAUUUUUGGUGGUGGAAGAAAAAGGACUGUCUCACUGAAAUAACCCGCAGGAUGUCUUUUUCCUGUUUCAUAUAAAUAUAGAUUAACUGCUGUCCGUUAGAGGAGAUAUUACCUGCCUCUAAGAUGUCUUUAUCCCCUCAGCACUUCUAACAAGGAAACUAGGUGGGGUUAAUAAACUAUUAAUAAACUACUGUUUUUUUAUCAAGAAAGAGAUUCAUCUAAUAACUUGUACAGGCUGAGUUUGGAAAAUGUAAAACUGUAUGCGGAUUAACACAAUGACACUUCGGUUUGGAGGCAGCCUGAGUUUCACAGUAGAAGUGAAAUGCCAUGCCUUUUCUACAAACACAGGAGCCAAAAAGGAAAAGGACCCCUUCAGUUUAUUUUGGUCCAGGGAUAAUUAUUUUUUUACUUAGCGAGGCAGUUCGUCUCCCGGUCAGAGGAGGUGUUUGUUCCACAACACUCUUCGACAUGUCGGAGUCUCAGAGGUUCAGGAGGAAAGACCUGUCCAGAAAUUGGCUCUCCUAAAAACGGUCGAUAUCCGUCACAUUUUUUACAAAGUUUUUGAUACAGCCUCAAACUGUUUGAUUAUUAAAUACAAUGAAUGAUUAGUCUUUGGUGAUUUGUCAAAUCUUAGCCUAGAAGUUAAACUAUGAUUCAGUUAUGUACUUUUUUUUUUGACAAGGGUCACAUAUUUCAAGUGUUUUAUUUUACUGUGUGUGUUUGCAUAUCGACAUGUAUCCCCCCCACUAUACAAAGAUGGAAUGACCCAUAUUUUAUGUAAUCACAAAGUUUAUUUUUAUGUCCUUAUGUUUGCUAAUGAUUUCAUCAGAAAGUGACCCUUUGCAAUAAUAAUGUAAGGCGCCGUCCGACACCCCCGACUCGUGUUUCAUGAUGUCGCUGGUUUAUGCAGGAUGCCAAGGCUUUUUGCUUAUCGAGUGUGCAUUGUCAUAAUAAAACAAACUGGUACGAUAAAA
Eleginops maclovinus (Patagonian blennie) is the source of this 4697-nucleotide messenger RNA. It is a transcript of the gene dag1, whose product is annotated as dystroglycan 1. Gene Ontology annotation, cellular component: dystrophin-associated glycoprotein complex; dystroglycan complex; basement membrane. The record is from RefSeq and is a predicted model, not a curated record. Bases 217 to 2817 code for a protein of 866 amino acids. Lineage: Eukaryota; Metazoa; Chordata; Actinopteri; Perciformes; Eleginopidae. Gene Ontology annotation, biological process: nerve development; morphogenesis of an epithelium; muscle attachment. The transcript has 3 exons. Gene Ontology annotation, molecular function: calcium ion binding; laminin binding.